ACAGGUGUGCGGCUCCCAGCCACAGCCACAGCCGGAGCGACGGCAGCCACAGCCAUGGCGCCGCCGCUGCCCUGCUGACACGCGCCGCAGCGCAGACGCCGGGCCGGCCGCCUGUAGGAAUGAGCGAGCUGCGCCGCGAUGGGCAACUCGUCGUCGCAGUGGCAGCAGCAGCAGCAGUUGUCGCGGCAGCAGCAGCAGCCGGCGCCGCAGCAGUCGUGGGCCAACUCGUACCCGCGGGAGGGCCGCGGCCGUCCGCCCGGGCUGCCGGCGCUGGGGCCCGGCGUGGCCAAGGUGCUGCCCGCGCGGGAGCCCGGCCGCCGCCUCAGGCUCACCGACAACGGCGCCAUCCUCAGCGGCGGGGGCACCAUCAGCGGCCGGCGAGACCAGCACGCGGACGACCACCCGCGGCCGGAGUUCCGAGCUCGUAGCACGUCGGUGCACGCGCCGCCCACGCAGCAGCAGCAGCAGCAGCAGCUACACGAGCGCCGCCAGGACGCACUCGGCCAGCCCCCGCAGCUGAUGCGCUUCGGCUCCGAGCCCGACCUGCGCAUGCGAGACGCCCAGCCCUCCAGGAACAGGCUCAACAACAGCCGCGGCCGCAAGAAGUACCGGGCGCCGGCGCCGCCGCCCGCCGCCCCCGGCGACGCGGCCAGCUCGUCGCCGGACUCUGGCCGCUGGGAGGAGCCGCGCCGCAUGCGCCUCUUCAAGACGCGCGCAGAGACGCGCCGGGCCGCCCCCGCGCGCCACGCGCAGCCGCCGGCCGAGCAGCCGCAGGCGCACCAGCAGCACCCGCCCCUCGCCCGCAGCCUCUCCUCGCCGGAAUUCCAGGCGGAGCUGCUAAGAGCGGCGCAGAGGCUGCGGCCGCUGUCCCGGGAGCGGCAGAGGCAGCGACAGCAGCCGCUGGGGCAGGACGCCUCGCCCCGGCCUCCCACCACCACCACCACCACCACCACCACCACCGCCAGCGACAGCAACGGCAACAACAACAACGACACCAACAACAACGGCAGUGCCGCCGACAAGCACUGGGAGAUCCUGCCGCCGCCGCGCCGCCGCCAGAAGGAGCGGGCCGAGCAGCGGCCGCAGAGGGUGCCGGCGCGCAGCUUCUACUUCGGCAUGGAGCACGGCGAGCGAGACGCCGUCGACCGCUUCGCCGCCAGCCUGCAGCGCCGGCCGACCCUCGCCGCCGCCGGCGCCUCCGCUGCCGCCAGGUUGCCCGGAGGCAGCCUGUCGAGCGGCGAGGCGUCGGAGGAGGAGGAGGACGAAGACGAGGAGGACGAGGCGGUGUCGAGCGCUCGGCCGGGCCGCGGCGGCAUCGCGCUGCAGCUGCGGCCGACGCUGCCCAAGAAGCAGCCCGAGGUGCCACGGUUCUCGCCCACGGCUGCCUGGCGGCUGCUCUCCGCACUCGAGCACCCCGCCUCGCCUGCCACCUCCACAGCCGGUGACGACGCCUCGGUGCUUCUGGAGGAGCGCAUCCAGAGGCUGUCGCGGCCCGUGGCACCGCCGCCACCGCAGGCGCCACGCAGUAAGUCGGGCGACUCCGGCAUCUCGGGCGACGCGAGCCCCGGCCGCGAGGACUCGCUGCUGCCUGCCCCGCCGCCACCCCCGCCGCCACCCGCCACCGCCACCGCCGCCUCCCCUGCCCCUGCACCACAGGCGUGGACACCGCAACAGGACCUGGGUGACGAGUCCAGCUCGGACGGCGAGGGCCGGCCGACACUGCCACUGGCGAUGCCGCAGGCCCGCUUCUCACCGCGUGCACACCACGUCUUCUCGCUGUCGCUACCGCGUGACGACCGCCUCUGCCUCGCACUCUAUGCGCCAGAUGAUGACAGCUUCCUAGCCUCCAAGGCCCAGGAGCAGGCACCGUCCCAGGUGCCAGCAUUCAACAGCCUGCAGAAGCUGCGGCGGUCGGUUUCCGGGGCACUGGGCGCGGCACUCGGCUCGCUGGGUCGUGACCUCGGUGCCAGCGAUGACGAGGACGAGCUGGACCGUGGGCCGUGUCACGGCCAGAGGCCACCACUGGACGAGAACUGGCUGCUCAGCCGCAGCGUGCCGACCUCACUCAACGUGCACUCUGCCACGGCGGGCUACCCCAAGUGGUCGCUCAGCAGCCCAUCGUCUGGUGAGCGGGAGGCAGUGCCCUUCUCGUACCUGCCAUCUGGCGGCCAUGUCAUGUACCUGCCAGAUGGUGAUGUGGACGUGGAGCCCCCGCUGCCGCCCAGGAGCCGUGCCCGGCAGCGACAGGGCCCCCUUUGGGAUGCCGCACCUCUCUCAAAGUCUUGCGGUGACAUCUCCGCCUGUGAAAUGAGACAGGUAGGCAGAACGCCAUCACCAGAAUUGCCUCCUGACGUGCGGCGUGACCGUGAGAAAGACAAAACCCAUCGCUGGAACUGGGAACAAGCCAAGGAGAAAGGUUGGUGUGUCUCCAGGGAGCAGCGUGCCUCUCAGUCAAACCAACAUCUCAGUGAUACCGAUGCAACUGCCAAGAAAAAUAAGGGUCGCAGGUUCACUUUCCAGAGCACAGUGAGGCAGAUUGAGCGACGUAGGCUUGCAGAGCGAUUGUCCCGUGAAGCAGAGCUGAAGGAGAAGCAGAGACUAAGUGAACUGGAGGCAAUGCGCCAAGUAGAGGAAGAGUUCCAGCGGAAACGUGCACGUGAGAAAGCCAAUAUCCGGCAGCAACUGCGGCUCUUCUCACUGGAUGAACAACUCUACUCGUCACUGCCUGCCGGUUGGGGUGGUGCACGUGCCGAGCCAGAUGGUGCUGCCUCACCUCAGCCAUCGCCACCGCCUGCAUCCUCCCCGAUAACGGGGACAACCACUGCUACAUCCACACAAGUGCUAUCAGAAUACCGUGAACCACGAAGGGAGUAUCGUGACUACAGGCCCUCCUCUAGGUACAAUGACUCUUCACAUGAGUCUUUGUCAUAUAUGGAGAAAAAACGAGCUACUGUUCAUCCACAAAUUGUAUGUGAUAUUCCGAAGAACAGCCAUGUCUACGUGAAACCACACCAUCAAAGUAAUGGCCUAUCAGGUACAAGUAUGUAUCAAGCUGAAGAUCAUGGCGGUGUAUCCACACCACACUCAUCUUCCUCGGACAAUUACAGGCGGGAGCUAGCACAUGGUGGUCGUCCUGCAGGUUAUUCACUGGCUAGCUCUGACUCUGAAUCUAACAUGAAGCCACCAGCCUGCUUCAUCAACCACUCUCGCAGCAGAUCAUCUAGUCCAGAGCAUUCUUCAGAGACACAGAAUGUUGAAAAUUUAAGUGCCAAUGCAGAAAAACAGGAAGUUGACUCCAUGCUGAACAGUGUGGACCAGGAACCAGCCAGUCUGCCUCCACUCCAGGUUACCACAAGUCGCACUGACAAUACACACCGACUUAGUUUUACAUCACUGCAGCCUUUUGUGAGGAACAGUAAAGGAUAUCGGCCAAUUAUUUUUAAUCCUGGAACUUCCACAAACCAUAAAGUUGCUCAAACUGUAAACUGAAGUUAAUGUCAGAGUGGACAGCAGGCGUCAUAUGAGGCAAUAAACUAGCAUGUUCAAUUAAUUUGAAAGAGAAAAAUAGUUUAACAGUUCAAGGAGAUUUUCAUAUGUUUAAAAUGUAACAAGACGGCUGUAAAAUUACAGGAAACUUUUCUUUUAUCCAGUCAGAUUACAGUUUAUCAAUAAAUGAAGCAGCAAAUUAUAACACAUUCUUCUCAGAUAGAUAAAGCAAUGAGGAGUCCGUGUGCUCAAAAGAACUCUGUUAUGUAUGUCAUCUACCCCUGCUUCUUCUCUCUCUAAAGUAUGCAAUGAAUCAUUUCACUUAUUAUUAUGUGACAGUCACACCAUUGUUUCCUUUUCCACAUAAAAGAUUGAAUGACAGCUUAUGUCCUAGUUUUUGUGGCAAACAAGUGAGUUCAAAGACCUGUUAACUCUGCCACCAACUACAAUGUUAAGAGUUACAUUUGCUCAUCUAUAAAUGGUAUUUCAUAUGAAGGAAGCCUUAUUGACUGAAAUAUUAUUCCAUCUGGUAUGUUCCUGUACCUAUGGAUUCAUAAAUAUCACUGUUAGGCAGCCGAGAAUACAGAGACUGCCUUCAUCUAUUAUCUCAAGAUGAACAUUGUAAAUCAGACAUCACAGGAAUUUGCCCUUGUUUUGUUACUGAAUAUUAAGAGGGACCUGACAGAAGAUAACAUUUGCAGUUUAAUUUUUUAGAAAUAAAUUAUGCAUCAAGAGUUGAUUAUUGAAUGUUGUUAACCUUUUACAUCUAAUAAAAAAUUGAGAUAUUUUAUCUUAUUACACAUCUUGAAUUAUUCAUAUUGUAAAUAGAACAUAUCUUAUAUACUGUAAAAAUACUCUCAGUCUGUGACAUGUAUAGAUGUCAGCAUGUAUAGUGUAAAUCAAAU
This is a messenger RNA of Schistocerca nitens (vagrant locust), 4391 nucleotides long. RefSeq lists its product as uncharacterized. The coding region runs from base 139 to 3489 and encodes 1116 amino acids. NCBI's taxonomy places the organism in Eukaryota, Metazoa, Arthropoda, Insecta, Orthoptera, Acrididae. The record is from RefSeq and is a predicted model, not a curated record. The transcript is spliced from 16 exons.